Rangifer tarandus platyrhynchus (Svalbard reindeer) is the source of this 402-nucleotide messenger RNA. The record is from the annotation of a GenBank genome assembly. NCBI's taxonomy places the organism in Eukaryota, Metazoa, Chordata, Mammalia, Artiodactyla, Cervidae.
AUGGGUACAGUGAUCCCUGCCCCACUGACCUGCGGUGUUGUGGAGCUUAAUGAAAUCAAGGGUGUGAAUUGCCUGGGAGUGUUCUCUUUUUUCAUUCUCUGUGCCCCCAAGCCACAGUGGGAGCAUCAGGAAGAACUCAGGUUUUUCCAAUUUCCAACUUGCUGGGAGUCAACAGAGAAGACAAAGCACAAACUGGACUCAGCAGUAUGUCCACGACAGUGGGAGCCCAAGGACCCUCGUACACAGUCCAUUCCUGGGGCCCUGAGCCUUGGGUGGCAAUUCCAGUUGUUCUUCCUCAAAAUUGGGAAGGCAACACUCUUGUGGGAAGAGCACUGGAUCAGGAGUCAAGAGAUGGGGGUUCCAGCCCUGGCUCUGCCACAAGUGGGGUGUGAGAGUUUGUAG